This is a messenger RNA of Pogoniulus pusillus (Red-fronted tinkerbird), 3580 nucleotides long. RefSeq names its product fibronectin type III domain containing 7 (gene FNDC7). The transcript is spliced from 14 exons. The coding region runs from base 432 to 2900 and encodes 822 amino acids. Gene Ontology annotation, molecular function: protein binding. Lineage: Eukaryota; Metazoa; Chordata; Aves; Piciformes; Lybiidae. The record is from RefSeq and is a predicted model, not a curated record.
GUCACUGUGGCCGUGUUCCAUUCAAGAGGGAGUACCAUGAGGGCAUCAUUCCUGACCAAAAAAAAACCCAACCCAAACAUAGAUAUGUAAGUAGACAAAAACGUCACUGAUCAUAAACUGAACAGCAAGUUUAGAAUUUACAUUGGGCUUAAUUAUUAAUCUUAUAUAAGCAAUGCAGAAUCUGCGUCCUGUAACGGAAGGGGGGGAAAUGCACCAUCUGCCUGCCAAAAGAGUUUAGUGCUGUUGGGUUUUUUCACCACGGUUUUGGGAACUGCUGGCAGGCUGUAGGCCAGCAGGUAGGAGGGCCUCAUCUGCUGUGACCUCCUCAAGUCCCGGUGGACUAAACCUGUGGUGAUAGCACUGCUGCAAAGCACUGCUCGUCUCAGCCGGAGCUCAUCCCCGCAUGAAGGCUGGAACAGAGUUCUGGCAAGAUGUGUGGUGCAAAAAGUAAAUCAUUAAUGCUUACUGGACUGCUUUUCAACUGCCUAGAAGUGAUCUUUUCAGCUAACACAGGUUUCUCUGUGUCUAUAUACAAUGUGACAUCAGAAAGCAUUUAUCUCAGAUGGCCUAAGUUCUCAGGAGCUUCUUCUUACAAAGUCACAGCUAGAGCUGUUAAUGCUGUAGGCCGUUCAUUGCUGGCUCACUUUAGUGAUGUUACACUGAAAGGAACUUUAACUUCGUUAAUUCCCAAUACUGUUUAUGCUAUACGAGCAGAAGCCAUUGACAAGAAUGGAAUUAUUCUUGCAGAAACACAGAUUAUACAGUCAACAGCUCCAGACAUACCUGUUAUUGACCAAGCUUAUUCAAAACUCAGCAACAGCAUCACAGUGGAAUGGAGAGCAGUACCUGGGGCUACUAGUUACCUGCUAGCUGCACAAGAAGGAGAUUCCCUCAUUGAAGCUAUGGUUACAAAUUCUCCAGGCACACUGACAGGACUGAAACCUGCCACCUUGUACAGAAUCACCAUCAGAUCUAUAAAUUCAGGAGGAAAAAGCCAGCCUUCACCUUUCAGAAAAACAAAAACAGUCCUGGCUGCUCCAGUGCUGUCUGUUAGUUCUCCGACUUGUGACUCCAUUGUGGUGAGCUGGAAGGCUGUGUAUAUGGCAGCUGGAUUCUCUGUGUCCCUCAUGAGGUCAGAUGGUUUGGGCAGAAUGCUGAAGGAGAAUACCACCAAUACCUCCCUGACAUUUACAAAUCUAGAUCCAGGAACUCUCUAUACUAUCAAGGCAUAUGCCUGGAAUGCUAAUGGGAUACCUGGAGAUGAUUUCACAUCUAACCAAAGAACAAGGCCUAAUACACCAGCGAAUGUUCAAGUCGCUUUUAAUAGUGGUGCUUUGAGAGCCAUUGUUUCCUGGAUGCCAACAGAAGGAGCUCUGACUUACAGUGUGACAGCCUCCAGUGGACUCUUGGAACUGACUUGUAACACAUCUUCUGCCUCCUGUGUGAUGCCAUCACUCCAGUGUGGCUCUGAAUAUUAUGUAUCUGUCACAGCAUACAAUGAUGCUGGAUCCAGUAAGCCUGCUGAUACAGUAAGCCUAAAAACAAUUCCUUGUGCACCAGUAAAUGUAUCAAUUGAAGAGGAUGAAGCUGGACAUUUGUUAGUAUCGUGGUCGAACGUCAAUCUUAGUCAUUAUUAUGUGGUUUUCGUGAAGAGCGAUGAUGGCCUGGAAGUGCACUGCAACACAUCACAUCCUCAAUGCCAUUUCCAGUCAGAUUGUGGCUUCACUUACUUCAUCAGUGUCUUUGCAUAUAACAAGGCAGGGCAGAGUCCUCUGGGUGAUGUGUUCAAUUACACUACUGCUCCUUGCUGUCCCAGUGACCUGAGGGCCGCCUUUGUGUCAAGCGACACGGUACAUGUCACUUGGGCUCCUGUCCGCGGUGCUGAAGCGUACGAGACGAGAGCGGUGGGCUGGAGCGGCACCGUGCUCUGCAACGACACCGCCACGGCCUGUACCUUGUCUGCUCUGCAGUGCAACAGCCGCUACAGGAUCACCGUUUAUUCCUUCAGCGAGGCCAGAGGCAGCAACACCUCCUGUGCAGCUAAAUAUGUGGCAACAGCUCCCUGCAGUCCUGAAAUCAAAAAUAUCUCAAAGGAGGCUCAUUCUGUAAUCAGUGUGCACUGGCACUCAAACAACGAAGAAGCCACCUAUACUGUCACUGCUAGAGGAGAGGCUGGACUUUGGCAUUGCACAAGCCCUGGAAAUUCCUGUACUCUAAUUAACCUUCCCUGUGGAUCUGCUUUCUCUGUUAGUGCUAUAGCAAGAUCACCAGCAGGACAGAGCUUACCAAGCUACAGUGUCCCUUUAGAGACUGCUCCCUGUUGCCCUGAUGACCUAAUACUAACCCAAGUAACACAGUCAGUAACAAACAUCAGCUGGACUGUUGGAACUGGUGCACAAACGUACAUAACAACACUGGAGUCUCCAAAAGGGCAGGCAAAGUGUCACACUCUUCAAAACUACUGUCUCCUGGGAUGCAUCACAUGCAGUACUAACUACACAGUGUCUCUGAAAGCCAUCAGUGAAACAGGCUUGGCAUCCAGUUGCACAUAUCAAGGAUACUCUUCCAGUGCUUGCUGCCCUUCUGGGGUGAAGCUAUAUAGACUCAGCAAUAAUGGGAUCAGAGUAUACUGGCAAACAUCUGAUACAACAGCUCACUACAACACUGAUUUACGUGGCUCAAAAGGCAACUUCACCUGUAGCCCUAGCUCAGGGCGAAGUCACUGCGAUAUCACUGAGUUACCUUGUGGGGACAUCUACACAGUGGUAGUAUCUCCAGUUGCUGACAAGGGAACCAAACUUACAUUUUGUCCUAAAAAAAUAUAUUCAGUAACCUGUUCUGGAAGCUCUGUUGGAAUGGUGAUUUAUAGAGGAAAGAGCAAUGCAGAACAACGUAUCUAGAUAAAAAUUCUGGUUCAGAUGAGGAGUUCUCUAUCAAAGCUAGAUGAUCCAUGGCCUUCUCGAUGAUGACUUCUACUUCUGGAUCUUCUGGGUGACCUCCUGGGACUGAUGGACCGUCUUGGAGACCUUUUAACACGAAAGACAUUCAAUGUGAAACACAACCUUUUAAAGUUAAGGGACCCUCUUUACUGUCCAGUUUACGCUUCAAACACCCAGUCUACAUUUAAUCUUAAAUAUCAAACACCAUUUGAUUAUUUUAAUCCAAUAGCACCCAUUAGCUGCUUGCUUGAUGCCUUAAAAUGGAUCUCAGUAACAUGUUUCUGGUAAUACCUAGUUCAGUAUCCAACUUUUAGCAUUCAUUUUCAAAAUAACAUGUAUAUGACCUUGAACGUCUACGUUCUGCGUGCCGCUCUAUUUCUUCCAUCCCCUCCUUGCCAUCUUUCUUGAUUUUUCUAGGUCUGCUUUUAAUUUGCUGGUCAAUCGUUUUCUGGACGGGCACAGGAAUUCUUGGAAACAGUGUGGAAAACCAUUCAAGCUUAGUGAGGAAGGAACGAAGCAUCUCCCCGAUGGUCAUAACGCAACCCCCACCUGCCUUCACAUCCAGGUCCUACAAAAUACAAGCAAAAAAUAUCCUGAUGGUCAAAAACAUUCUUUACCCAUUAAAAAAAAAUGCUGCUACA